AUGAAGAUCGUCAAAGUCAUGUUGUUGAUGUUUGCUGUAUCGUUGGGAUGGGGACGCGAUCUUGAGCCUCAAAACACGAGGAAACAACCACAGGUAAUGAUUCUCUCUUCUGUCUCUUUGACUUUGGUAGAGUCGAAAUAAUACGGUCUACUGACACAUGCAGAAAGUCUGUCGACUGUAUCUAUUGACACGUAAUAUUCAGGAUCAUUCAAUGCUUCUUCUCUGUUGAACAGAUCGACCGAUUUACCCAAAAAGAAUUCCAUCGCAUGUACUUAAAGCCCAUCAUUUUGAUUUCGCGAUUCACCUAAAAGAGGUUUUUAUCAGAGCUUUUCUGGAUUUCCUUUCGUGAGUUGUUUAUAUGUUGCCUCUCCUAAGGAGUAUCGAACACAUAAUGAAAUGUUCUUCAAGACUUUUAAGAUUAGUAAACCUCUGCAGGUUACUUCAGCUAUUUUUCUUAUGGUUCACUUUUGUGUCUUUCAUUUUUUGAUGAACAGCUUGUAUAUUACAAAUUCUUCACACCCAUGAAGCUGAUAGCAGAGGCCUCGUUCAUCCAUCACCACAACUCCAUCACUCCUCGUCUUCUCACCUUUCUUAGCGCUCCAAGCCACCUCUAUCGUCUGAUGAUUGUUCCUCUGAUUCCUCCUGGAGUCAUUGACGCAGAUGCUAAACUUGUCGUCAAGAUGGCGGUUGCUUUAGAAACAAAAUAUGGCCAAGCAGAAAGUGACCCCUCUUUCGCUGUUUCUGAUAGUAAUCGCUUCAUUGGUGUGCUAACAACUGAUAAAUUGAAUUACGCAUCUUAUAGUCCAUGUAGUGGUAUCGAAGGAGAUAGCGGGCUAACAAUAACGAAGCGUAAUGUAGAUAGCCCUCUCCCAAAGCCCUCCGAAUCCUAUUACCCAGGAAGAUUCGACAUCCAUCUGAGCCUGUCUGACAGGUGGGGAACCUGUUUCAUCUCGCACGAUGGCGGCUUUAGCAGAGAGAUGAUUUAUCAAAACAAGCUGAAUCCUGAAAAUGGCCUGUUCUUGGAGAUCUAUGGCGAUGACACAAAUGAAAAAGAAGGCAUCAAGUACAUUGAGCUGACCAUCCUACAGGAAAACUGA
Molecule: messenger RNA, 1097 nt
Organism: Pocillopora meandrina
Lineage: Eukaryota; Metazoa; Cnidaria; Anthozoa; Scleractinia; Pocilloporidae
Source: the annotation of a GenBank genome assembly